Molecule: messenger RNA, 1457 nt
Organism: Parasteatoda tepidariorum (common house spider)
Lineage: Eukaryota; Metazoa; Arthropoda; Arachnida; Araneae; Theridiidae
Source: RefSeq, a predicted model, not a curated record
UACAUAUGUAUAUUUAUUAAUUAUGUUUCACUUCUUCAUUUGUAUUAUAUUUAUUUAUAAAAAAUUUUCACUCUUGUCGUGGUUGCCAAAUUGACUGGUAAAGGGCUUUUCGUCUUGGUUUCGGUUUUAUAUCAAACUCUGAUGGGAAGAAAACCACCCGCGUGUUUGCCGUGCGCGGAGACCCGUGUCCCUGGAAAGGGGGAUCCUGGUAGUUGAGGGGCAUCUUGGUACCCCAACACACUACUUUGGCCCCUGCUUCAGGUAAACGGGAGGUGCAUAGUGGCCCGUAUGCAUCAAUCGGCAUGUCACAAACGUCAUCUGAUGGCUAGGGUCAAGCCCGGGGUCACUUACUGAGCACCUCGUUAAGGGUGGAGGCUGCUUCAGGGGUGACUUUCGGGCGUAUAGCUAUUGGCCAGCAUCGGUGUUAAGUAACAGAUUUUUUACUGUCACUUACAUCCCCUAAGUUGGACUCCGUGGUGGGUGGUGCAGUUGAUAGUGGAAGUUGAUUAUUUUUUUCUAUGGCUGAAAAUGAACAGAUGGUGUUCAGUUCCGCACACCGAAACAAAAGCGGGACAAUUUUCUCACCUAGUUUCAAUCUUGCUAAAUGCACAAAUUACGACCCCACUACAGCAAAAUUUCUGAUCUUAAGCUCUACAGAAAAGAAACUUUCGUCUAUAUCACCAUUUUUAGUUCAAAAAACACUUGAAGCAAAUAUUGGUAAUCCUAAAAAUGUAAAACAGAUGCCAUCAGGAGACUUGUUAAUCGAAACAAAUUCCAACAAACAAACAGCUUCACUUUUGAAAUUAUCUGAACUCGGAAACGUUAAAAUCUCAGUAACCUCUCACAACACUCUAAAUAUAUCUAAAGGCGUGAUCUCUGAUAAGACGUUACAAUCACUCCCAAUUUCUGAAAUAAUCGAAGGUCUCUCCAGUCAAGGAGUUAUAGAUGCACGGCACAUAACCAUAAAAAAAGGUCCAGAAAUAGUUACCACUCAACACAUAAUCUUAACAUUCAACACUUCUAUACUACCUGAUGAUAUUAAAGCAGGGUACCGAAACUGUAAAGUUCGCCCAUACAUUCCCAAUCCACUCCGCUGCUUCAAAUGUCAAAAAUUCGGCCAUUCUGCGAACAACUGCAGAGGAAAAGAGACUUGCUCUCGCUGCAGUGAAACCGGUCACACUUUUAAAACCUGUAAUCAGCCAGAAAAAUGUACUAACUGUUCCGAAUCUCACUCUGCAAAUUCUUGUCAAUGCCCUAGAUGGAAACAAGAAAAACAAAUACUAAAUAUAAAAGUAAUGCAAAACUUGUCAUAUUUUGAGGCCAAAAGCAAAUUUUUAAACUCACAACCUAGACUUAAUGUUUCAUAGGCUUCAGUGGUCAAAACUCCAAAAGCAACUAAAUCCAUUGGUAUACAGACUGAAAAUAAUGAAUCUGAGCUUCGGAAUACAAAACGUACC